Canariomyces notabilis is the source of this 1079-nucleotide messenger RNA. RefSeq lists its product as uncharacterized. The record is from RefSeq and is a predicted model, not a curated record. The transcript has a single exon. Bases 101 to 1048 code for a protein of 315 amino acids. NCBI's taxonomy places the organism in Eukaryota, Fungi, Ascomycota, Sordariomycetes, Sordariales, Chaetomiaceae.
CGUCAAGCUACUAGGUUGCAUCAAGCGCCAGCAGGAGAGAGGCUGAACUGCCCAGCUCAUACGUGUAGGUAAGCUGGUAGAGUAGGAGGGCAAGAAAAAGAUGGAUGUGAACGGCACAGCCCAUUGCGGGCUUGAAGCCGUAGUAACACCCCCGUCAUCGCCGUCCUCGUCACGGGUCUCAUCACCUGUCCCGGGACCCUCUCCACAGGCAGAACCGGCCCGUCCGGAAGUGAGCGUAUGGAAAGACAUCCGCAACUACUACCUCCGCCAUGGAUCUCAAACCCGCACGGAGUCACGGUCACCACUCCCUCUCGCAAGGUGCCCAAUAUGCCUCGAGAACGAGCUUGACAUCCAGGGGCUGGCACCCUCCUGCUCAAGCACAAGCAGCGAGCACAACUGCGAAGCGGCUCAGGUACUGAUCUGCGGCCACAUGGUUGGCGCAGAGUGCCUGAAGGCAUGGUGGCACACGCUCCUCAGGAGGCAGGAAGGUCAAGGUCAAGGUAAGCAGCUGUCGUGCCCCGUCUGCCGGCACGGGCUCCAUUUUAGGGGAUGCAACCACGUCAUCCCGAGCUAUCGCGCGCCGCGUUCAUCGCCGUUUCAUGUUGCCAUUGAUAGCCCGCAGCCCAAUGCCCCGCCGGAAGGGGUUGUGAAUGGUCCCGCCGAUCCGGCACCGUAUGUCGAGGAUGUUCAAGCCGGUCUUGAACUAGACAGUCUGCCACUGAAUCGCCUCGCGCGGGCUUGCCCGCUGACGCUCCUUGAGGGCGGCAUCCAGCCGCACCUGUGCAACCAGUGCCGGCUGGAGCGUGCGCAUCGGCUGGCCGUGAUGUGCGAGGACGAGUUCCACGAGGUGAUCAUGCGCAAGUUUCGCGAUAUGGGGAUCGACCUGAUGGAGGAGGCCGCACAUAUGGUUGGGGUGGGGAAGCUGAUACGCGAGAGGAUCGUGGCUAAUAUCCGAAGGGAGAUAAAUGCUGAGCAGCCCUCCUGGGGAGGAGCGUCCCACUGUUGGGGCAUUGGCUCAGGCUGGCGAGGUCGGGGUGAGUACGCGUAGUACUACUAGUAGUAGUCACCGGUAGGUGCUA